ACAAUCUUCUCUCCUGAAGGUCGUCUCUACCAGGUAGAGUAUGCUAUGGAGGCCAUUGGAAACGCUGGUUCUGCAAUUGGUAUCUUAUCCACAGACGGAGUUGUGCUGAUCGGUGAGAAGAAAGUCACCUCUAAGCUUCUUCAAACCUCAACCUCUGCUGAGAAAAUGUACAAGAUUGAUGACCAUGUUGCGUGUGCUGUUGCUGGUAUAAUGUCUGAUGCUAACAUACUCAUCAACACGGCUCGAGUCCAAGCUCAACGCUACACCUUCAUGUACCAAGAGCCCAUGCCGGUUGAGCAGCUGGUUCAAUCUCUCUGCGAUACAAAACAAGGCUACACACAAUUCGGUGGUCUUCGCCCAUUUGGUGUCUCCUUUCUCUUUGCAGGAUGGGAUAAGAACUAUGGGUUCCAGCUGUAUAUGAGUGACCCGAGUGGAAACUAUGGUGGUUGGAAAGCUGCAGCUGUUGGAGCAAACAAUCAGGCAGCUCAGUCUAUUCUGAAACAAGACUACAAGGACGAUGCAACCAGGGAAGAAGCAGUCGAGCUCGCCUUAAAGGUUCUGACCAAGACAAUGGACAGCACUAGCUUAACAUCUGAGAAGCUAGAGCUUGCUGAGGUGUAUCUGACUCCAUCCGGGAAUGUUAAGUACCAUGUUCACUCACCUGAGUCGCUCACCAAGCUGUUGGUUAAGCAUGGUGUGACUCAACCGGCUGCUGAAACAUCCUGAGCCCGAAAGUAUCUCUAGUCUUUAUUCGCCUGGUACGGUGUCUCGGCUCUAUGUUUGUAGUUCUCUGUUUUACAGCUUUCCUUUUGGUUUGAACUUUGAAGUGAGCUAUGGCGAUGAAACUAGAUUUGACAAUGUUAUACAACUUGUACGAUAUCUUUUACUAGUGACGAUCAAAGGAACGAAUAUAUUUUAUUCUUAUUUCUUAGUCUGAAUUUCUUUCAAGUCAUGACUUGAAUAUUAA
Molecule: messenger RNA, 967 nt
Organism: Arabidopsis lyrata subsp. lyrata
Lineage: Eukaryota; Viridiplantae; Streptophyta; Magnoliopsida; Brassicales; Brassicaceae
Product: proteasome subunit alpha type-4-A
Exons: 1
Coding region: 46-726 (226 amino acids)
Cellular component (GO): proteasome core complex; nucleus; proteasome core complex, alpha-subunit complex
Source: RefSeq, a predicted model, not a curated record